AAUUCUGUGUUUCUACAUCCCACCUUCAUCUUUCUCCUCAAUGCUUAUGCUGCUAAAAUUCCUCUAGCCAGACAGAGGACGAGGAGGGAAAGUGGAGCAGGGGCAUUAAAAGAUUUUAUCACUAGGAGCCUAUUUUUCAGAGCAGAGUGCAAAAAGAGGACUGAACCAGAGGCGAUGUUUCCUCGAGCUUUCUCUUCCUUUGCUGCCAUCCCUCAGGCCAGGCAAGCCAUGAGCCGCUUCGUCAGGAUGAAUGCCACCGACUCCAAAAGCCGCCUUGCCAAUAAGGUAGCCGUGGUCACUGCCUCCACUGAAGGAAUUGGCUUUGCGAUUGCUCGCCGCCUGGCCCAAGAUGGUGCUCACGUGGUUCUGAGCAGCCGGAAAAAAGCCAACGUGGACCGGGCCGUGGCCGAGCUGCAAACAGAGAAUCUCAGCGUGUCGGGAUUGGUGUGCCAUGUGGGCAAAGCCGAAGACAGGAAACGUCUGAUUGAGACGGCUGUUGAGCGCCAUGGAGGGAUUGACAUUUUGGUGUCUAAUGCAGCUGUGAACCCCUAUUUUGGCUCCAUCCUUGACACACCAGGAGAGGUCUGGGACAAGAUUCUAGAUAUCAAUGUCAAAGCUGCUGCCAUGCUGGUUCAAUCGGUGGUGCCUCAUAUGGAGAAAAGAGGAGGUGGUGCUAUUGUCCUGGUCUCCUCCAUUGCAGCCUAUUCCCCUUUUCCGGGUUUGGGUCCCUACAACGUCAGCAAGACUGCUCUUCUGGGCCUCGUACGUAACUUUGUCCCUGAACUGAGCUCCCGAAAAAUACGCAUCAACUGCCUGGCCCCCGGCUUGAUCGAAACCAAGUUCAGCUUAGCGUUAAGGGAAGACGAAGCCACGCUGGAAAAAACAAUGGAGUCCUUGAGGAUCCAAAGGAUUGGAGUACCAUCCGACUGUUCCGGCAUAGUUUCCUUCCUUUGUUCGCCAGAUGCCGACUAUAUUACAGGAGAGACGAUAGUGGUGGCCGGAGGUGCACCGUCCCGACUGUGAUGGGAAUUUUGGUCCUCCUGUGGACAUGGCACAUGCUUUCACUGAGCCCUCCUGGCAUUUCAGGAAUAUAUAAUAUAGGGGAGCAUCAUAUUGGCUAACAAAUCUAUAUCUAGGUUUGAGGGGAUGUUUAUGAUUAUGAAGGCUGUCUUGUCCUUGAGGCUACAAAUGGGAGAAAUACAGGAUCUCAUUUUGGAGAGAUAGAAGAUGAUGAUGAUGAAAGCUGUAGGCUGCAAGAUCACCUUAUUUACACCUAAAACAGAAUGUCCAUACAUUAUUUUAAAGGCCCUGGGUGGUGCCCCUGCUUGGAAUGAGGAUGGUCUAAAAUGGGGUGCAUAGGGUCCAGUUUUCUACUCGGAAGGACCAUAUGGACAGGCGAUAAUGCUGAAAAAAUACCAAAAGUGGGUACUUUUAUAAUUUCUUUUGGUUUAAAAAAAUUAAAUAUUUUUGACGAACAAUGCAGAUAAUAAGCAAUUGUUGUAAGGUGUCAGUUGCGGCUCCUAGAGAUUUAUGGGACACACAGUAAGUCCUCUUUUUUAAGACCAGAAAAAGGUAGUCCGGGGAAUGGGGUGGCAGAAGAUUGUAAAAAGAGUCUUGGGGUCACAUAGGAGCCCCUUCUUUCUCUCCUUAUCCACCUGGAGCAUCCAGAUGUUUAUCAUUGCCAUUAAGGGCUAAUUGGAAAGGAAAGGAAUAUGAGUUGGAUAGAGAGGAUAGGAAUUGGGGAGAGUAUGUAUUUAUGAGAUCACAAAAGUGUUGGGGUUCUAAAGGCUUUUGGGGAGUAUGGAUGCUCUGUUACUCCAUGAGUAGAAAAUAAUCUGUAUCAUUUUUCUGUGCCUUUCUCUUCUUUUCUCGUACACAAAAUAAAGCUGUCUCUUUGAAUGA
This is a messenger RNA of Anolis carolinensis (green anole), 1902 nucleotides long. RefSeq names its product dehydrogenase/reductase SDR family member 4. The record is from RefSeq and is a predicted model, not a curated record. The coding region runs from base 175 to 1023 and encodes 282 amino acids. Gene Ontology annotation, molecular function: carbonyl reductase (NADPH) activity. Lineage: Eukaryota; Metazoa; Chordata; Lepidosauria; Squamata; Anolidae. The transcript has 9 exons.